Molecule: messenger RNA, 1051 nt
Organism: Hipposideros armiger (great roundleaf bat)
Lineage: Eukaryota; Metazoa; Chordata; Mammalia; Chiroptera; Hipposideridae
Gene: OR51I2
Product: olfactory receptor family 51 subfamily I member 2
Exons: 1
Coding region: 75-1013 (312 amino acids)
Biological process (GO): G protein-coupled receptor signaling pathway
Cellular component (GO): plasma membrane
Molecular function (GO): olfactory receptor activity; G protein-coupled receptor activity
Source: RefSeq, a predicted model, not a curated record
UUCAGUAAGUGCAGCUCUCAGAAGUUCCGAGUCGGAAGAUCUGACCCUGAGAAGUUUCCUGGCCUCCUCCUACCAUGGGGUUGUUCAAUGUCACUCACCCUGCUUCCUUCCUCCUGACUGGUAUCCCUGGGCUUGAGAGCUUUCACUCCUGGUUGGCAGGACCCCUCUGUGUGAUGUAUGUUGUGGCUCUUGGGGGCAACACAGUGAUCCUGCAGGCUGUGCGAGUGGAGCCCAGCCUCCAUGAGCCCAUGUACUACCUCCUGUCUAUGCUGUCCUUCAGUGAUGUGGCCAUGUCCAUGGCCACACUGCCUACUGUGCUCAGAACCUUCUGCCUCAAUGCCCGCAGCAUUGCCUUUGAUGCCUGCCUAAUCCAGAUGUUUCUCAUUCAUUCCUUCUCCAUGAUGGAGUCAGGUAUUCUGCUGGCCAUGAGCUUUGCCCGCUAUGUGGCCAUUUGUGAUCCCUUGCAUUAUGCUACUGUGCUCACCAAAGGAGUCAUUGCUGGAAUGGGUAUAGCUGUGACUGCUCGGAGCUUCGUCACCCUCUUCCCUCUCCCCUUCCUCAUCAAGAGGCUGCCUAUCUGCAGAUCCAAUGUUCUUUCCCACUCCUACUGCCUGCAUCCAGACAUGAUGAAGCUGGCCUGUGCUGACAUCACUAUCAACAGCAUCUAUGGACUCUUUGUUCUUAUAUCCACGUUUGGCAUGGAUCUGUGUUUUAUCUUCCUCUCCUACGUGCUCAUCCUGCGCUCCGUGAUGGCCAUCGCUUCCCAUAAGGAACGCCUCAAAGCUCUCAACACGUGUGUGUCACAUAUCCUGGCUGUACUUGCAUUUUAUAUGCCAAUGAUUGGAGUCUCCACAGUGCACCGCUUUGGGAAGCAUGCCCCACGCUACAUACAUGUCCUCAUGUCCAACAUCUACCUUUUUGUCCCGCCUGUGCUCAACCCUCUCAUUUAUAGCGCCAAGACGAAGGAGAUCCGCCGAGCCAUUGUCCGCAUGUUUCACUGCAUCAAAAUGUGACUUUCACAUUUGGCUUUAAAAUUGGUAGACAUAGGCUG